This is a messenger RNA of Letharia lupina, 1269 nucleotides long. RefSeq lists its product as uncharacterized. The coding region runs from base 1 to 1269 and encodes 422 amino acids. The record is from RefSeq and is a predicted model, not a curated record. Lineage: Eukaryota; Fungi; Ascomycota; Lecanoromycetes; Lecanorales; Parmeliaceae. The transcript has 2 exons.
AUGGCUUUACCAGCGAGACCUCAUCUGUCAAUACGUGUCCUGAGCUUCGUCAUUGCCUGCGCUCUCUUAGCUUUGAUAUCGUUCAAUGCUGGUAGCGAAGGACGCUUGCGUAAGACGUAUAGUUCUGUUUCCAAGCAAGCAAAGCAGUCUGCUGCCUCUGCUGCAUCAACCUUGGCUGGCCACGCACAACCAAAUGUCGAUGCGAAACCACACAAAGUCGGGACUUCCCCUACAAACAUUUCCGACGAACAACCAAGUGUCGAUGCCCAACCACAAAAAUUCACGACCCCCCCUACAAAUACAUCCGAAGAACAACCAGAUAUUGAUGCCCGACCACACAACGAUAUGACUCCCUCAACAAACAUUUCCGCCCCAGAUGUCUAUGCCCUACCGCACAACAUCACGUCUCCCUCAAUAAGCAUUUCCUCACCAGCGCCGUUCCCUCCGCUUCCGCCUCCGGAUGAUGAAGAGUACAUGGCAAUCUGUAUGGCAGUGAAGGACCAAUCCCUGGAUCUCCCCGAAUUCUUCUCCCACCACUACUUUCACCUCGGUAUCCGCCGCUUCUACGUCUUCGAUGACGGUACCGAGCCCCCUCUCUCUACUGCAUCCUAUCCUAUCCCAUCCUCCUCUAUCACAUGGGUCUACUUCCAACCUCAUAUUCACUCAAACCGACUAGGCGAGCGAAAAGGCAUUCAGGAAAAAUACUACACCGGAUGUGUAAAAAUGUUUGGUGAUAGACACAAAUGGAUGGGUUUCCUUGAUGCCGACGAAUUCCUAGAAAUGACCGGCGGCGAAACCCUUUCGGAAUUUCUGCAUGAUUGGGCCCGCAAUGAUACCGUCGGUGCUAUUGGGGUUAACUGGCUUGUCCAUAGCUCCGCCGGCUUACUCACCCGCCCUGCAGACGGACCCCGUAAAGCGUUUAAUCGUUGUAUCGUGGACAAUAUUCACAACGACAACCUCAAGGUCAAAACCUUCGUGCGUCCAGCCCUAUUUGGCUACAUGUGGAACUGUCACUGUAUGGCCAAAUUGAAAAACGAAGCUAUACAAGUAGGCGAGAACGGCGAUCUAAUCACUAGGAACUGCGAUCGAAGCCCGAUUACGAGAGAUAGAUGGGCGUUGCAUCACUUCGGGACCAAGUCUCGAGAGGAAUUCUUGCAGAAGCAGGAGAGAGGGAAGAUAAGGGGUGGGAAGUCGACGGCACAUUGGUGGAAGAAAAUUGAGAAUGCGGAACAGAGGAACUGUUCGGAGUUGACCAAGUAUGUCCCAUAG